Messenger RNA from Nakaseomyces glabratus, 927 nucleotides. RefSeq lists its product as uncharacterized. Lineage: Eukaryota; Fungi; Ascomycota; Saccharomycetes; Saccharomycetales; Saccharomycetaceae. The record is from RefSeq and is a predicted model, not a curated record.
AUGAUUGAAGUUAUCGAUUUUGAACCAGAUCACAUUGAGUGCCAGGAGCACGAAAGAUUCAUAUACCUUUAUGACUCAACAUACCAUCACAGCAGAGGCAUUGCUUGCAUAGUAGCAUCACCGAAGAGACAUAGGGCAAAGAACAAGCUGAUAGUGCUAGUACAUGGAAGCUUAUCACAUAAGAAUGCAAUCUACCAGCCUCUACUGGCACAUUGUUUGGCUGAAUUGGGUUACCAUUCUUUGAGAUUAGACUUUCGAGGUCUCGGGGACUCUGAGGAUGUUCGUGAUCCCAAACUUGGAAGAACUAUAGAAGAAGAUAUUCACGAUAUUAAAACUGUGUAUAAGGCCACCCAAGAGGCCCAGAUUUGUGCAAAUCUGUUCGAAACUGAGUCAAUCACAUUUCAUGCAAUUGUUGGCCAUUCAAGGGGAGUACUGGCUAUGUUCGAUUUUGCCCUAUCGAUAGCACCAUCUAUUAUACCGAUUCUUGUCAAUUGUUCCGGAAGAUUUGAUGGCCAGGGAUUGUUGAAACGUUGUUCUGAGAAUAAUCCAAACUGGAUCGAGAAAGGAGGCUUUUAUGCAACAACACUACGCCAAGGAAAACUUCAGAAGAUAUGGAUUCCAAAAGAGGAGUCUUUUUCUGUGAUAAGAACUAAUACUUUGAAUUAUAGAAACUUAAGUCACGAUACAACUGUGAUAUCCAUAUAUGGUACCAAUGAUGAAGUCGUCCCUCCGAUGGAAGCAUCACUGGAUUACUCUUCAGUGUUCAAAGACCAUCAUCAACUGAUAUACAUCGAUGGCGCUGGCCACAACUUCUACGGCAAACUUGGGGAACAGAACACAAGGGGUCUACCUUUGAGAAGAGGUAUGAUUAAUUAUAACCAUGAAUUGGUGGAAUACUUGCAAGAUAUAUUCACCAAAUCAGUAUAA